GCUCACAUCCUCCUCCUCCUCCUGUUUUUCUCCCAGCAGCUGCUUACGACUGAUUGAUCCCUCCACACUGUCGCGAUCUGCGCGAGCCGCAUCCCGUCUUCCUGCCUUCAGCACUGCGCUGCUUUUAUUUCUGCACAGCGCCAUGAACAUUUCCGCCGCGUCUGCAGAAGCCACACCCCAUUUUCACAGCCCUGAGUCUAGCUGAAAGAAAGGCCACGCCCCCCACCUGGACUCACCUGACCGAUCAGGGAACUGGCAGCUCCGCCCACACCGCCCUCUCAAUGAGGGACAAAGCCACCCAGACCCCCAGGGCCUGGGUAGACGAGCGCAGGAGGGGCUCCCACAAGCGCUCGGCGUCCUGCGGCAGCACCGACCAGCUGAAGGAGAUUGCAAAAUUGCGGCAGCAGCUGCAGCGCAGCAAACGCAGCAGUCGCCAUCGACGCGAUAAGGAGCGCAAAUCGCCCUUCAACGGCAACCAUGCUAUUAUCCAAUCACAGUCUCAGAUGCCUAAAACCAUUCUGAUCCCCAUCCCCAUCUCCAAGUCCACUCCUCCUCGCUUCCGCAACAGCAUCGAGGGCCUCAACCAGGAGAUCGAACGCAUCAUCAUACGAGACACGCCAGAGCGCGAUGAGGUCAUCAUUCCACAGGAUGUUCCUGAUGGACACCGCGCGCCCCCGCCCCUCCCCCAGCGCAGCAGCAGCACACGCAGCAUCGACACACAGACACCCUCAGGAAGAAGCCUGGGUGGUAACCGUAGCAACAACAGCAGCCGGGCGGACUCGGUGUCCCCGUCGUACCUCAGCAUCCUGAAUGAUGCGAUGGGAAACAGUCCCCUAACCAACGACGACACACUCAAUGAGAGCAGGGAAAGAGAUCUGGGGCCGUACUCACCCCUGCCCAAGUACGCGUCCUCUCCCAAACCCAACAACAGCUACAUGUUCAAGCGGGAGCCUCCUGAGGGCUGUGAAAGAGUCAAGGUCUUCGAGGAGAACCAGCCCAGGCCUCUGCAGGAGAUCCCUCCGUACCUGUGUCCAGACAGGAACAAGGUGAACUUCAUUCCCAAGAGCGGCUCGGCGUUUUGCCUCGUCAGCAUCCUGAAGCCGCUGCUGCCCACACAGGAGCUGAGCUUCCGCGGCGGCGUGACUUACCGCAGCCUCUCUCCCUCCCUGGUGCCCCUCAGCGGGGUGGGAGUGCGCAGCCUGUCCCCUUCCCUCGGCCCCGUCCUGACACGAGGACGCCAGUCCCCCUGCCUCCCACGCCAUCUGGAGGAGCCCGAGGGUUAGAUUCCCUCCCGAGUCUCCACCAGUCGAGGAAUUUCACACCCUGCAUCAUUUCUAAACAGACUCGAAUCCUCAUUUGAUCCAAAAUCUCAAAGCUGUGACCGCAUCAGGGCUCGAUUUGUUCAACUGAUCCAAAUCACUAGCUGAAACUUGAAUGUGAGAUCGUUAACGUGAUGCUUCUGUGUCUUUCCUUUGCUGUCAGCCAGGGAUUAGGACGAGGCAGUGAGGUCUUGACGUGUACGUAUGUAAAGUAGAGAGGUUUUUUUUUUUCUUUUUUAGCAUUGUGCUGUUUUUCUUUUUACUUUCAGUGUUUUAUCGCAGUCGACCAUCAAAGCCUUUCAAGAGCCAAGUUUCCUUGUACAUAUCCCUCCUUUAACUUUUUUUUGGACUGUCAGAAGAACGUGGGACUUCAGUGGAUUGUGUGUAUGUACAGUAUGUGUGUGUUAUGAGUAGUUAACAUGCAAAGAGAAAAAUGUAGCUAAUAACAGGGACGGACAAAAAAAAAAAAAAAUCCUGAUCCCGUGCCUGAUACUCUCCGUCUGUAGCAGCGUAAUCCUGAACCCAGCUCUGACGUUACCUCUCCAGGGGUCUCACUUAUCACAUUCAUUUUACAUUCAAGAGUGAGGAAAAUACUUUCUCAAUUUGUACAAACUACAAAACUAGCAUUUAUAAAAACAGGGAGCACACACACACACACACACACACACACACAGAUAUACGCGAUGAAUGAGGAAAAAAUAUCAAUAUACUGUAUAUCGCUCCAUUUACGCACAGUCAUAUUUACAUAAAGCAACGCCCCCCAAUUUACCAUAUAUGGUAAACAACUUCCUCCUGCUGUAGUAAAGCAUUUUGUCGUCAAUAAACGGACUCCAGAUGACAUGAAAAUACAAUUCAGUUAAAUAAAAGAGGCUGGACCACCAGAACAGAGUGAGUAGGUUUUUUAUUAUUAUUAUUUUCACACUUAUUUUAACUCUUAACGUAGACUGAACAAAACGAGAUGAAUUUGGAUGAAAUUAAAAAGUAAAUGAAAACACAGGCCUGUUCUGCGAACAAUUCGGCCGGUUGCGAUCUCAAAUGUUUAACUACAGUGCUGUCGAAUUCUGUAAUCUCUGAGAAUGUGACGUUUUCUCUAAGGAGACAUUUAUUUAACAUUUACGGAAGAGUCAGAGGUAAAGCUGUGAAUUUAAAAUUUUUCUCGAGAAGCUUAGCUUCUCAGUUUCUUAGAAACAUGAAACGCGCCGUUUGUUUUUUUUGUCUUCAAGAGAGAAAAAGGAGUCACGACUGUUUAUAGCUGCUAUAAUGCAAGUGAUAACAGGAAGUAACCUGUUUCAUGGACGUUCCACAACAUUUACUGUAACUAUAAAUGGAUUAAAAUUAUGAUGCAUCUUUCUUUAAUGAAAGAAAAUUGUAAUCAUUGGUGAACUGCUGUGGAAUAAGAGGAAUAAAACACUUCAGUACACGUCACACAUGCACGAUGGAUAAAUGAGACCCCUGGUUCCUGAUUUACUCCACAGUGUAUAGAACUGUGUCCCUUUUCCCUUAUUCGAUCAUACGCUUUAUAUGAAGCGCAGGAGAAACAGGAGGAUCUGGUGCUAUGUAAUGUUAAUUAUACUGUUAUUAUUUUGGGCUGCAAUAGGGAGAGAGAGGACUUUAUCAGUGCUGAGUGGACACCAUUUGAGAAAUACGGCAGAGGAGAAAGAAAAAGAUGUUUCCAUCCAAAUGUUUUGCAAAAUUGAAUUGCCUGUUGGAAAGUAACUAAUGUAACAUCAGUCUUAGGACAUAUCCUUAGCUCAUUUUUGUGUUCAAUUAGAGACUAAAUGUACACAUAUGUAGAAAUAAAGUACAUCGUAAAUAACGUGCAAUAAUAUACAGAGCGCGUUUUGAUAUAUACGUUAGAGGAACACAACCAAAUGGUGAUUUCUUUUUAAUUUAAAUUAUGUAAAUAUUUUAAAAAAUGGACUGCGGCCCAGAAAUAUAUAUUACAUGAUGGAAGAAAGUGUGUUUUAAAACCAGAAGGUGGUUUUACUAGAGAAAAAUCAUAACAUGAUACAUCAAGAUGGAAACAUGUGGAUGGAAACUGAAUAAACAGGAAUAACGUGAGUUCAUAUCAAGACACGCAGACUGAAACGUCUGAAACUUUAAGCGACGAACCAUCUCUGGAGGUGUCCUGAGAGGAACCGUAGCAUCUUUAUACUGUAAAUGAAUUCACGCAUCAUACUGUGAAGUUCACCUUUCUUCCUUUAACAAGAGUCAGAUAUGAGAGGGAAAAACAUGUGUACUGCCUUAAAAAACUAACUAUUUCAAUUAGAAUAUUCAAUUAAGUGGCUGUUUUUACCACACCAACGAGCCAAAUGAUGUAUCUAGCACUGUUUCUGUGUGUGAAUCGUCCUCGGGAUCAAAAGCUACGUCCUAAAAGCCUUCCAUCAGGAAAAUGUCCUCCUGAAAAAUUUGUUUAAAAAAAAUAAAAAUAAAAAAAAUGAAAAAAGAAACAUCUGAAACAAUCUGGUCAAAUACAAGAAGUUUAUUUUAUCGUCUGGUCGGUCGUCACAUGAGUACAGUCACUGUAAAGAUCUCAUCUGUCCAUAACAUUGUAAAUUGUUACAUGAUCAAUCCAAAAAAAAAAAAAAAAAAAAUCAUUAAUU
Messenger RNA from Pangasianodon hypophthalmus (striped catfish), 3922 nucleotides. RefSeq names its product family with sequence similarity 117 member Ba (gene fam117ba). The transcript is spliced from 8 exons. Lineage: Eukaryota; Metazoa; Chordata; Actinopteri; Siluriformes; Pangasiidae. The record is from RefSeq and is a predicted model, not a curated record. The coding region runs from base 282 to 1283 and encodes 333 amino acids.